Zea mays is the source of this 9509-nucleotide messenger RNA. RefSeq lists its product as uncharacterized. The record is from RefSeq and is a predicted model, not a curated record. Lineage: Eukaryota; Viridiplantae; Streptophyta; Magnoliopsida; Poales; Poaceae. The transcript has 8 exons. Gene Ontology annotation, molecular function: serine-type endopeptidase activity; protein binding. Gene Ontology annotation, biological process: proteolysis. Bases 145 to 1815 code for a protein of 556 amino acids.
AAGAAGGAAAAGCGGAAACUUCCACGACCACCCGCGCUCUCUUCGGGUUCGGACCCGACCGCACGCGGUUCAACGAGUUGGUUUCUGGUUUCUCUCCUUCUAGCACCACUGCCGAGUGCCGAGGCAAAACCCUAGCUCACCUCCAUGGAUAGCCACGGCCACGUCUCUGGCGGCAAGCGCAAGGGCAAGCGCGCCCGCAAGCCGGAGCCGCCGGUACUCGCCUCUCCCGACAACAGCCACGACCACAAGCACCACGACACCGCACCAUCCUCCUCGCCCCUCUCCACCGCCGCCGUCGCGGCGUCAGACUCCCCGGACCCCGAGCCGGCGUCAUCCUCCCCAGCUCCCCGCCGCCGGGGCCGCAAGUCCCGCCGCAUCCGCAACGGGACCCACUCCGAGGUCGAUGCCGCCCCCUCACCCUCGCCUCCGCCGCGUCGGGGCGGGCCUAAGGGGGCGCCGAACGGUGCGGUGGACGUUGCGGAGCCGUCUCGGCGGGAGCUGGCGGUUAAGAUGGUGGAGGUUCCCGCGGCGGUGGAGCCCCUGCGUUGGGACCAGGUGGUGAAGGUGGUGCCGUCGAUGGACGCCGUGGUGAAGGUGUUCUGCGUCCACACGGAGCCCAACUUCUCCCUGCCGUGGCAGCGGAAGAGGCAGUACAGCUCGAGCAGCAGCGGGUUCAUCAUUGGGGGCCGUAGGGUGCUCACUAACGCCCACUCGGUUGAGCAUUACACCCAGGUCAAGCUCAAGAAGCGUGGCUCGGACACCAAGUACCUUGCGACUGUCCUUGCCAUAGGCACCGAGUGUGACAUUGCAAUGUUGACCGUUGAGGAUGAUGAAUUCUGGAAAGGCGUUUCACCUGUAGAGUUUGGGUCGCUGCCAGCACUUCAGGAUGCCGUCACUGUUGUUGGUUACCCAAUUGGAGGCGAUACUAUCUCGGUGACUAGUGGUGUAGUUUCUAGGAUAGAAAUACUUUCAUAUGUUCAUGGUUCUACAGAGCUUCUUGGGUUACAGAUAGAUGCAGCUAUAAAUUCAGGAAAUUCAGGGGGGCCUGCUUUCAAUGAUAAGGGAAAAUGUGUUGGUAUAGCUUUCCAAUCUCUUAAACAUGAAGAUGCAGAGAACAUAGGCUAUGUUAUACCCACCCCAGUUAUUAACCACUUCAUUGAAGAUUACAAAAAAUCUGGAGAAUACACAGGUUUCCCUAUACUUGGAAUAGAAUGGCAAAAAAUGGAAAAUCCUGAUCUCCGCAAGGCAAUGGGAAUGAAAGCUAACCAAAAGGGUGUUCGGAUACGAAGGGUUGAGCCAACUGCUCCUGAAUCUGGAUGUCUCGAACCUUCUGAUAUCAUCCUUAGCUUUGAUGGUAUUGAUAUUGCCAAUGAUGGUACAGUUCCUUUUAGGCAUGGUGAACGCAUUGGAUUUACCUACCUUGUUUCUCAAAAGUACACUGGUGAGAAGGCACGCGUGAAAGUACUUCGCAACUCAAAAAUCCAUGAAUUUAACAUAAAGCUAGCAACCCACAAAAGACUCAUUCCAGCUCAUAUCAAGGGAAGGCCGCCGUCAUAUUACAUUGUUGCUGGCUUUGUUUUUAUGGCUGUGUCUGUUCCAUAUCUUCGAUCUGAGUAUGGAAAAGAAUAUGAAUACGAUGCCCCCGUGAAGUUGUUGGACAAGCAUUUGCAUGCAAUGGCACAAUCAUCUGAUGAGCAGCUUGUGGUGGUGUCACAGGUGCUUGUGGCUGAUAUAAACAUUGGUUACGAAGAUAUAGUCAACAUUCAGAAUCACAUACCAUGCAAGGGAUAUUGCUACCAAAGUGCAAUUACUUAGCGGUAGUACUUACAUGAGAAAAUUUACUCCAAUUACGCUUGCAUCCAGAUGCAGCGCAACAAAGGCUAACAAUUCAUUUUGCUAAACAUUGGAGUUCAUAUGUCAGGCCACGUAUGCACCUCACCAAAGAACUGUUAUUUACAUUCCAGACAUACAGUCGUGGAGAGGUGGACAAUUCACUUAUAUUAUAUUCUAACAUUCAUUGCUUUGAGAAAAAAAGGGGAAGGAGAUAAUACAGAACUUACUAUGAUUUUUCUAUCUGUGUCUCUUGUUGCUCCUUGCUUUGAGAAGGAUUCGCCUUCAGCCAAUCAGCCCUCUCAGUCGUGGGCUUGUUUAGUUAUCUUGUUCUGCUCCCCAUCAUCACUCACCAUCUUUCACAUAACUUCAUUAAACAUGAUUCUCAGCUUUGUAGCUUGUAUUCUAUCUUUUUCACUUAGGGGCCGUUUGUUUCCUUGGAAAUGAAACUCAUUCCAUGAAUAAUAUUCUAGAUAUUGGAUUCCUAAAGAAAGUAAUUCCUUAGAAUUUGAUUCAAUUCAAUUUUUUUGUUUGGAUGCUAAUGGAAUUAUUUCCAUGAAUCAAAUUCAAUAUCCUGUUUGGGUAGUUAUAUAUGGAAUUGACAUAUUUAGAGGAAAGUAACCACAUCAACUUGCACACAGUACCUGUUAACUUGUACACAACAUAUUUAGAGGGAAGUAACCACAUCAACUAUUAAUAAUGCAGAUUUGUCUCAAAUGUCUACAUAUCAUUGGAACACAUUACUUGCUACUCAACGUGAUGUUCAAUUCACCCAACAUAUACUAAGACAGCAACAUCAAACACACCCAACAACAGUUUAAUUAAUCCAACCACAACUCGGUUCACUUUUUAAGUUGCUUCAGCAACCAUCUCUUCCUCAAAAUCACUGGAAGUGCCAAUAAGGACUCGUACUUGCGCGCAUCACCUGUUAAGAUAUCAAACAAGUCUAAAAAUGUGUCUUCAUCUAACCCAUCUAUCUCCUCCAAUGUGCUAAAAAUUUCUUUUGAUGUCGGGCCUUUUGGUGCUUCAUCCCUAAUGGCUUCAGUGAACUUGUCUAAUUUCUCUGCCAUCAUUGAGGUGAAGGAAUCACUGGAUCGUUGCCUCUUCAAGCUUCCUGAGGUUGUUGAUGAAGUAAACUCUUUACCGGUUCCCUCUUCCUUACUCAUAUCUCUCGCACCAUCAGCUGGGGUCUUUGCCGCUUCACCGGUUGCAUGAUCUUUCCCAAACACCAAGUUGAUCGAGUCCCAAUAUAAGACUGUCUUGUGUCUGUAUCCAUUAGCUUCUUUAUUUUUCUGCAGAAAACAAUUUGAGGUGAGCUCUAGAUGAUAUAAUCUAGGAAGUAAACAAACGGGGCAUAAGAAGAGAGCAUAUGUAUCAGCAAACGUUGUUAGGUGUAUCGCUGCCGGUUGUAACUUAAUAAGCCAACAAUUUGAGGUUCAAUUUCUGCAAGUGAUAGGGGUUCUCAUUUGUACUGCUGCAUGCAUGCCGGUAAAAUGAGCAAGGAAAAACUGAAAUAUAUAUAGCGAGACAGAUCAUAGAUGGACAACUGAUAUAUAGUAGGUUGGGUACAACUAAAAUUAAGCACAAAAACAUGGCAUAAAGAAGCAGGAGGUGUAUAGCACAACAUAAAAACAAAAAAAACUGAAAUAUAUAUAGCUUGCUGAUAUAUAUCAACUGAAAUAUAUCAACUGAAAUGUAUGGCAUAAAGCGCAAAAACAUGACAUAAAGCAAAAGACAACUGAUAUAUAUCAACUGAAAUAUAUCAACUGAAAUGUAUGGCAUAAAGCGCAAAAACAUGGCAUAAAGCAAAAGACAACUGAUAUAUAUCAACUGAAAUAUAUAUAGCUUGCUGCUUGCAUUUGCUAUUAUAGUGUGGUGAUAGUGUAACAACAUAAAAACAAAAAAAAAACUGAAACUUACCGCCACAUAAGCCUCCCAUACAGAAUCACUAUCGACGGAUAUCUUGUUCUUGUUCCAAUCCCAACCAAAGCCACUUGUUUCUAGCAUACCAUUGAUGAUAGUGUGGUGCUUGUCAAAUGUCUUAUUCCUUGACAUGAUGUUGUCUUUUGUGAUUUCCACAUUGCACUUUUCUCGGACAUUCUUGAUAGCAGCCGUGUAGACAUGAGACUUCCACCCAUUUUGGCAUCUGUCACCCUUGUUGUAGUACUCCACAAAUGUGUCAAGAAGUGCCUUGUCCAUAUCAUCAUUCCAAGAAAUGUAGCCCCUACCCGAGCCUGACUUCUUACCCUUCUCCAUAUCCUACAAAUAAAAAAAUUACAAAGGUUAGUAGAGUUAUUGAGGAGCAACACAAUAUUUGCAAAAAAAAGAAAUAUUUAAAAAUUAUCAUACAUUGUCCACGUCUCGCUUGGUAAUCAUCAAACAUUUGGUUAGCUUUGGUGUCCCUGAAGUUAGUCCAUUGAUUUGAUGAUUGCACAUUGGUAAUCAUACUCACUUCACUUUGAACAUCAUGAGAUUCAACAGAUAUUACUUGAUCAACUUGGCCUAAAAGUAAAUCAUCCAUAUCUCUUUGCCUAUCCCUUACAAAGUUGUGCAAUAUGCAACAAGCAUUGAUGAUCCUAAUCUGAUUUUGUAAGUCAAAAUAUGAGUUUUUCCUUAAUAUAGCCCACCUCAUCUUCAAUAGCCCAAACGUUCUCUCUAUCACAUUUCUAGCUGUUGAAUGGCGCAAAUUGAACAAUUCCUUGGCAUUGGAUGGGUUAUUCCCUUGGGCAGCCCACUCAUUCAAGUGGUAGCGAGUGGAUCGAUAUGGAGCAAGAAAGCCUGGUCCAUUGGUGUAUCCAGCAUCUACUAGGUAAUAUUUUCCACUUGGAAUAGCAAAUGCAUCAUCCCGAGACAUGGCAUCACGUAGCACACGUGAAUCUGAAGCUGACCCUUCCCAUCCAGCUAGAACAUAAACAAACUUCAUGUGUCGAUCACAAACACCCAAAACAUUGGUGGUGAUUUGUUGCUUCCUAUUCCUAUACCUCCCUUGAUCAGCCAAAGGUACAAAAACAUCAACGUGUGUACCAUCUAGUGCUCCAAGGCAAUCUUCGAACCACCUCCACUUAGAAUCUUCAGGUUGUACAGCUAAAGGGUUAGGAAGCUUGAUAAAUUCAUGACAUAAUGAUAGAACACCUCUCAACACCUCAUUGAAAUAGCGGCUAAUUGGUUCAAGUGACCACCCGUAUGAGCUACGAAUCAUCCUCAUCUUAGUGCCAUGACCCACUACAAGCAAAAAGAUAGCAACCUUUUCUUCUACCGACACAUUCAAGGUGUCAUACAUACCACACCUCUCACGUAAGAUGGUGCAUAGGUCCGAAAAGGAUCUCUUAGUUAGACGCAAACUGUCAUAGCAAUAAACAUUUGAUCCUUGAUACAGAUUCCUUAGCAUUUGUUUACGACCAACUACAUCUCUCUCUAUCACCUCAGAGGGAUCCAUAAGAUGUCUAGGUCUUUUCCGAUAAUAAUAGUCCGCAAUCAUGCCCAUGAUAGUUGCAACAAAUAAGGAUGCUACUCUCAGCCUCUUCUUCCUACGUCUCUCUCUCAUUUCCUCCAAAUUUGUUCUAACCAAUUCUAAGUUGUUUGGAGGCAUCUACAACAGAUAAACCAUACAUCAUAAACACACUUGAGAAAACAUAUGGAUACAUUUUAUAAGAUUGAAUGCAUAGCUGUUUGAAAAAAGAAAAUCUGAAACAACGAAAGGAACAAUGACAACCACGGUAGCCUCUUCCACAUAAACUAAUGGCCAUAUAGUGGUAUGAUAAUCUUGAGUUCUCUUGAGGCAGUUGCUAAUUAGAGAGUAGUAACAGCCAACAUCUGUGGCUAGGAUAUUCUAGAGGAGAAAAGGCUGGAUUGAGACCAACGCUUGCAUGCAUAUUUUAAGCUUUAGACUGUACUUGGCUGUAUUUCUUUGGGCGUGCGUGUGUGUUUGCCAUUCAAUUGAAGGUGUACUUGCCUGCUGUAGUGCCUUAAGCUUUAGACUAUACUUGGCUGUAGUUCCCCCGCCUUUGCAUUGCGAGCAGGACAGAGAACCUGGGCCGAGUUGGCUGAUUUGUUGGUGCUCACAACUCGGUGAGCUAGUCCAGCGUUGGUUCACUAGAAGUGCCAAUACGCUCACCCAACAACGGUUAAGAGCAGGACAGAGAAUCAUCGACUAUGACUAGCUCACCGCCCUUCGACACACUCUGCUCAUUUUCUGUUGGUGCUCGAUCGAUGGGAAAUCCAUGGCCUUCAUUUCAGACUAGUCCAUCAGCAGCUACCUGAUCAAUCUCCAACCUUCCUCAGUUCCCUGAUCAAGCUUACUGAUACCUCUCCAGACUCAUGCAUGUGUGGAUGGCCUGCAACUAAAUCCGUCCACUGAACCUCCACGCAGAUCUCUUCGUCAAUGGAUGUGUGGAUGGGAGGGCAGCCGGGGUGAGUGGGUGGGAUAGAGUCAUGGAGAAGAGAACAGAUUUGUAUGGCUUCGAUGCGGACGCCGUGGAAGCAGCUGUUGGAACUUGCUGGAAGCAGCUGUUGGAGAUCUGUGUGGGAGAUCCCGUCCACCGCACCAAGGACCCCGUGCCGAUGCGGUCGCCGUCUGUCGCGUUCGCGACGCUGGACUCGCUAACAGCGUUCCUCUGGCCGCGGCUCCCUCCCGGGGCGCCCUCCUCCUGGGGCUCGCCAUGGGCGACUGCACGACGCCGCCGCCCCGCCUAGACCCAAACCUAGCUAGCCCACACACUCCCUACAAUGGAUCGAAGAGCACGAUCUAGUUGAGAAGGUUUACCUAGGGAGGAUCGACGGGAGCGAUGCAGUGCGCAGAUCGUCGGCGUCGUAUGUCGGACGUCACAACAGCGGCGGAGACAUGUCGGGAGGGUGAGAAGAAUCCUUUUCCACGUUUAGAGGCUAGGAAUCACUCGUGGACUUCAUAUUCGGGCCGGGAAAGUGAGUGGAAAGUUGAAUUCCAAUUCCACGUACGCCAAACAGGUUUGGCCAGGUAUCAAAUUCUAAUUCAGCCCAAUUCCGACUAAACAAACAGGCCCUUAUGGCAAAGUACUUGCUUGGAUUCAAGAAUAGGGCUGCUCCAUACAUCUUUUGCUCCAUUUGGUUUUCCCAUCUCUUCUCAUAGUAUUCUAGUACUUCUUUUAAAUGAACUUGAUUUGUCUUUCAAAGAAUCCUUAAUGACAGUCUUCGUAACAUCCAUGGCUGCCAUAAUCUCAAGAGCUGCUUGUGCCUAAUUUCCAUCUGCUAUCCUUAGAGCAUCAAGAAGUGGUUGUGAAGCUCUUAGGCAAUAUUCCACUUUAUUCCAAAAUGGCAUUGAAACAACAAUGUUCUCAACUUGCCGGCCUUUAUGAGAGGUAGAUAAGCUGGUAGCAUGCCAUUCAUCACUAACGAAUAAAUUUCUCAAUCCAUUCCUGUGAUUACGCAUGCUUGCCAAUGUGAUAAAUGAAGUAGCAGAGCGAGUAACAGCUGACUUCACAAGAUCUCCACCUUUUUUUGUCGCUCAUUAGAUCAAGAACCUUCCCAUGCUUGUAGACGAAUCCACAUACCUUUGCCUUGUUGAUGAGUGUUGAAUUCUUUGAUCUUCCCAAUGUCCAACAUCACAUCUAAGCAAUGAGCAGUACAAGGUGUCUUGUGUCUAAAUGUUGGAUCCUCUCCAUUAGAAGCAUCUCUGCUGCCUUGAAGUUGGCUCCAUUGUCAGUGACAAUCUGCACCACAUGUUCCUUCCCAACCUUAUCAAUUUGCUUCUCCAACAUGUCACCCAACAUAUUUUCAUUUUCUGUCUCACUUGAAGCAUCAACAGACUCUAGGAAGAAUGUCCCUGCUGGAAUGUUAGCAAGGAAAUUGAUAAGAUGGUGGUGGCUUGUGUCAGUCCAUUCAUCAGAUAUUAUGGUGCAGCCAUAUUCCUUCCAAGCCUCCUCAUGCUUAUUCUCAUCACUGAUGUUCUGUUCACAGCUCUUUCAAGCAGCAGAGUCCUAAUAUCAUGAUAUGAUGGUGAGCGGUACUAUGUGACAAAGAGGGUAUCAUAGAAGCUAAAAGACAAGUUUUAUAGGACGGGAUUAGACCUGCAAUGUUGUAUGGUAUAGAGUGUUGGCCUACAAAAAGACUUCAUAUUCAGUAGAUAAGUGUUGUGGGAAUGUGAAGAUUACGUUGGAUUUGUGGCCAUACAAGAAGGGAUCGAGUCUGGAACGAUGACAACGUAAUAGGCUAGGAGUAGUGCCAAUGAAGAAAAAAACUUGUCCAACACCGAUUCAGAUGGUUGUAGUGGGAUCCUAAGACGCGAUAGUAAUGGGAAGAGAGGCAUGCAAAGGGCAAAGUUGAUAUGUGAAGAGGCAGUAAAAGGAUGCUUGAAAUGAUGAAAUAUACCCAAAGAUUUAGCAUUGAAUAGGGUGAAAGAAAAAACAGCUAUCCACGUGCUUGAACCUUGAUUUGUGGCUUCUGUUGGGCUUCGACUCUAACCUACUCUAACGUGCUUGGGACUAAAGGUCUUUGUUGUUGUUAUUGAUGAUGAUGGUGAGCGGUACCCAGGACCGUAUUGCCCAAUUGACUUAAGCAUAACUUCCUAGCUUCUUGAGUUAAUCACAUUCAAUGGUAUGCGAUUCUCAUAAAAGAAAUCAGCAAUAUGAUAGUCAACAAUUAGUUUGGCCCCCUUUGUGGUUGUGCAGUGCUGAAGUGUAGGUUGAGGAGUCUUGGACUUAUGCCUCUCUGCAGCUACUUCCUCUGGUGACUUGCAAAGCAUGGAAGUCACUUUUUUUUCUUCUUUAAUACGCAGGAGAACUGCACAUUUUUGUAUUAAGAAGAAAGAGAAGGGGAGAAAAAAAUCCCCAAAAUACAAACAAUUCCUGAAAGAACACCAAGAAGGGAGAGCAGACUCUGACCACACCACCUACCACUAGCAAGGGAGAGCAGGCUCCGACCACACCACCUACCACUAGGCCAGCAGCUCGUCCAUAUGGAAGAAACCAGACAGAGCUUUAUCACCAGCCAGAGACCAACACAAAGCCUCCUCUCUAGCCGCCUGAAGAGCAGCAGCUAAACUAGGAUUACAAUUAUCAAAGACACACUUGUUCCUAUGCUUGUAAAUAGACCAAGCACCUAAGAUCACCAGCGAAUUGAAGCCCUUUUUCAAAUGAUUAGCCACCUUGGAAGAGCAGAUCCGCCACCAAUACUAAAAAAAGAUAUCAUCAACCGCCGGGCACAACAUCUGCAGUCCUCCAAUCUUUAAAAGUUGAAACCAGAACUGUUUAGAAAACACACAGGAGACCAACAAAUGAUUAAUGGACUCAUCAUCUUGAUCACAGAGCAUGAAACUAUCUUGCACCUCUUAUGUACGCGCAGUUUUGCUAGACAAUUUUGGCAUGCUAUCUUUUCAUCUUUGAGGAUGGGCCAUCUCACGCCUGAUAGAGAUGUGGGCUCUUUUGCUGAGUGGUGGGGCAAGGUGCAUAGGAGAGUGCACAAACAAAUCAGAAAGGUACUCAUAGUAUCAUUAUUCUGAGAGCCUGGUGCUUAUGGCUCCAUCGCAACAGGGCUGUUUUUGAUGGAACAAGUCCUUCCUUGAGCACCAUUCAAAGACUGUUUAUGGAUGAAGUGGAGUGUUGGAGUAGGGCUGGUGCAAAGCAACUUGAAAGCCUUGGUCUCUCAGCUGCCUUUUAUAGGGUCAGCCGGUCAGGACAAUUUCUAGCGCUUAAUGCUGUGACAGCUGA